Periconia digitata is the source of this 939-nucleotide messenger RNA. The record is from the annotation of a GenBank genome assembly. Lineage: Eukaryota; Fungi; Ascomycota; Dothideomycetes; Pleosporales; Periconiaceae.
AUGUCUAAACAACUCCUUGUCGUCUUCGGAGCGACCGGCAACCAAGGUCACUCCGUCAUCCAAUUUUUGCUCAACCACCCCGAGCUCUCCUCUCAAUACUCUGUGAGAGCUGUCACUCGAAAUGCCAAUACGCCUACUGCUCAGACCCUUUCCUCCCAAGGCAUUGAAGUAGUCACUGCCGAUCUGAACGAUCCGUCUUCCCUCCCGGCAGCCCUGAGAGGAGCAUCCUUCGUCUUUGCCACCACAAACUCGGCAUACGAAGGCAACACACGAGAGGUCGAAACUCGGCAGGCGAAAGCACUCUGCGAAGAAUCUAUCAAGCAAGGUAUCAAAUAUAUCAUCUGGAGUACUCUUCCCCACCCCGAAAAGAUUUCAGGCGGCAAGGCAAAAGUGGAGCACUUCGACGUCAAGGCCGAGAUCGAGGAGUAUAUCCGCGGGCUACCCAUAGAUUCUGCAUUUGUCGCCCCUGGAAGCUUCAUGCAGAACAUGUACAGCGUACUUGCACCACGGAAAUCUGCAGCCAACGACGGCUCAUAUAUCUUUACAAACAUGGUCCAUCCCACCAAGACACUGUUUCCGCUGUUUGACGCCACUGAUGUGGGUGCGUGGACAAACGCAGUCCUGGCUGAGCCAGCGAAGUACGAAGGGAAGUUUUUUGCAGCGGCUCAGGGAUUCUACUCGAUGGAGGAUAUGGCGAGAAUCAUGUCAAAAGUCUCAGGGAAGACUGUGGAGUAUGAAAGAAUCUCGGAGGAGCAAUGGCAGGGUUCGUUCCCAGAACCACUGGGGCAUAUGAUGUUGGAGACGGGCAUUUAUCAGAGGGAUUAUGGAUACUACGGCCCUAAUAUGAAAGAGGACGUGGAGUGGGCGCAGAAACAAGUACAAGGACAGCUGACAGACUUUGAGAGUUUCUUGAGGAAGACUGAGUUCAAGCUGGAAUAA